Messenger RNA from Chlamydomonas reinhardtii, 2142 nucleotides. RefSeq lists its product as uncharacterized. The record is from RefSeq and is a predicted model, not a curated record. Gene Ontology annotation, cellular component: mitochondrial inner membrane. The transcript is spliced from 7 exons. Lineage: Eukaryota; Viridiplantae; Chlorophyta; Chlorophyceae; Chlamydomonadales; Chlamydomonadaceae. Gene Ontology annotation, molecular function: copper ion binding. Bases 196 to 1140 code for a protein of 314 amino acids.
GCAGAGCAAGCUCUCUCUACGGUUCCGCGACCACACAGCUCAACAACGGUGGUGACCGCGUAAUUAGCCCGCGUGAUUAGCGCAUCUGACGUGUUUGCAGUCACCUAUAAUACUGUUGUUGCCAUCCGAAAGCGCGCACCGUCUUAGCGGUACCAUCAAAGUCCGCUCUCGUCUCGAGGUCGAGUCGGCAAAACAAUGUCGCUUCGACGCGCCGCUACGCUCUUUGCUCGUAGCUUUGCGGAGUCAGCCUCGUCGCUGCCGGUGGAGGCUGGCGUCGGAGCACGGCUUUGUACCGGCGCGUCCACGUCUGGGCGGCAGGCGUGGCCUGGGGCAGCAGCAGGCGUGUACGCGCGGGGGCCGGUUGCAUGGUCGGCGGGGCCUGCCGCGGCGGGGACGCGCUCGGCACACAGCCGGUCCAGCACCAAGUACACGCCAGCGGAGCUGGGGCUCUAUUGGGGCGCGGCGGCUGUGUUCAUGGUGGGCGUGUCGUACGCCUCCGUGCCGCUGUACAAGCUCUUCUGCGCGGCCACGGGAUACGGAGGCACUGUGCGCGCCGGCGAGUCGGUGGAGGAGAAGCUGCAGCGGCGGCGUGACGCGCCCAACGCCAAGGUCGAGGAGGCCGCAUCCAAGCGCGAGCUGCGCGUGUGGUUCAACGCCGACGUGGCGGACGACAUGCCCUGGGACUUCAGGCCCACGCAGGAGUACGUGCGCGUGCGCCCCGGGCAGUCCACACUCGUGUUCUUCACCGCGCACAACAAGAGUGACAAGCCCGUGACAGGCUACUCGCUGUACAACGUGACGCCCGACAAGGCCGCCUUCUACUUCAACAAGAUCCAGUGCUUCUGCUUCGAGGAGCAGCGCCUGCGCCCCGGCGAGCAGCUGGACAUGCCCGUGUUCUUCUACGUGGACCCCGAGUUCGCCACCGACUGGAACUGCCGCAACAUCAACGACAUCACCCUGUCGUACGUCUUCAACAAGGUGGAGGGCGAGGAGGACGAGGAGGAUGACGGCCGGCCCAGCGUCGUCAAACUGCACUCCGGGCCGCACCCGGCGGCGGCGGCGGCGGCGGCUGUGGGCAUGCCCAUGCCCGUGCCGGUGGCGGUCGCAGCAGCGGCGGGGACUGCGCCGCGGGCGGCCUAGGUCCGGGCCGUGAGAGCCCGUGGCGCCCUGGGGCUUCCACAGGCUGUGUACGGCUGGUAGGCUGCGGCAGUGCUGUACGUGACGGGCAGCAUAGCAAGAGCCACUGCGGUGUUGUGACCAGUGGCUUCUGACUAGCGAGCUAGUGACAUGGUGUGUGUGUGGCCGGGGUGCGUCCACUGCACUGUUGUAGGUAGCAGCGGAAUGCAUGUGGGGGAUGUUACGUGAUCUUUUGGAGUCAUAGCUAGGCUGGCUGAUCCAAGCUGAGGGCGGGCAAUACUCAUACAUGCCUCCGAAUGCCCAUGAACGGCCAAGCAUUCUGCAACUAGCGCGACAAGCAACUGCUUUGCCCAGCCCCGUUCGGGUUGGGCACAUCUUGCUGAAGCGCAGAGGCUGGCGACGUGACUGGAUUGAAGAUUUGAAGUGGUGAUGGCCUGGCCUGGUGCGUGUUAAAGUUUUGUGGCCCAUCGACGUGCGGCGUUGUGCGGCGUGACUUGGGCUUAAGCGACUUGUGACUGCGGGCUUGUGCACCCGCUUGCGGCACCACGCCAGCACGCAUUACCUGGCCUGAUGGGUUAGGGCACCCCUGGGUUCGGGUGCCUUGCGUGACGGAAUUCUGUCGGAAGGCUUCUUGACGCACAUUCGGAGAACACAGGAGCCCAGUUUACACUCGCUGCCACUUGGGUCGAGUCCAGGCCUUCAGGGCCUGGGGUCUGCGCGGGGUCAGAAACUACUGGCGGGGGCGAUGGGUAGCGGGGUCUCAUGACAGGGGGGGGGGGGUUACAUUCAUGAUUAAUUAAGAAGUGAAGUCGUAGGCAGGUACAGUUGCAGCGUAGACGCGUUGUUACCGAUGUCCGUGGAGUCCAGCGGCCAGCUCCAGCGCGUAGACCCGCCAGGCUGCUGCUGGGGGGGGGGGGUAGAAUCUUCCAAAACAGACCCCAUGCUUCAAAUGGAUAGAGCUCAACGAGAAAAUCAAACGAAUCCGCUUUCAAAAUUGAAAAUGGG